AUGGAGAUCCGACCUGAUGACGUCAUGAUUUGCUCAUUUCCCAGAUCAGGUCUCCAUUGGCACCGUGAAAUCGUCGCCAUGUUGAUGCACAAAACAGCAACGCUUACCGCCGAGACAGAGAAAAGACUGCACUUUCUAGACGGGAAGCCAAUGCACACUUUACACAGCAUGCCUUCACCGAGGCUUAUAGUAACCCAUGUACCGUUUAGGUAUCUGCCCAAGCAAGCCUUAGAGAAGAAAAUAAAAAUAAUUCGAUUGGACAGAAACCCCAAGGAUGUAUUGGUCUCAUUUUACAACCUACAUCGGAAAACCGCCAAGCCAUUGUAUUACCCUGGGACUUUUGAGCACUUUGUUCGUCUCAACUUGGAGGCUGGGUCUUUGUACAGUGAUUUGUUUAUUACAGAUUUGUACGGAGAUUUGUUCACUUAUAUGAUGGAUUGGCAAGAGGGUAUUGAAGCUCAACCAGAAGUUCCAUUCUAUACAUCAGUAUACGAAGAAAUGAAAUUAGAUGAAAAAGAUGGCGUGAAGAAGUUGAAUGAGUUUCUAGGCACGGGUUGUAGCGAGGAGCUGUGUGAGAAGAUAGCAGAGGCCUGUAGCUUUGAUAGCCUCAAACCCUUCAAAAAAUCUACCGCGUCAGCUAAUGUCAAUGGUUAUUUCCGCAAUAGAGAACCCGACUUCCUCAGAAAAGGUGAUGUGGGUGACUGGCAGAACUGGUUUUCCGAGUCGUUAAACGAAGAAUUCGAUAGAGAAUACAAGAAGCACAUGUCGGGCUACAGAAGGGUUUACAGAUAUACUUUAGAGUGA
Physella acuta is the source of this 804-nucleotide messenger RNA. RefSeq names its product sulfotransferase 1C4-like. Gene Ontology annotation, molecular function: sulfotransferase activity. The record is from RefSeq and is a predicted model, not a curated record. NCBI's taxonomy places the organism in Eukaryota, Metazoa, Mollusca, Gastropoda, Physidae.